AUGCGAUAUUUAGGGGCCACCGCGAAAUCAUCGACAACCUCGUCUCUAGCUAAGAACUGUCAUAUUAUCAAGCACUCCUUUGGCGCAGUCCCCCCGUACUGGAAUAUGAAAUUUCACGUCGUUCUUUUCGGUUCCGGCCUCCUAACCGGUUCUUCUCUGGCUUUGAGAGGCCCGGUUCCACGGGUUGACUCGACAGGUUCUGCGCUCACGCUUUUCACUUCGUCAUCGGGCCAGACUUCUUUUCCGGUUGGAACGGCUUCGUCUACAUCCGGAGUGGCUCCUUUACCAAGCGGUUCCCAGGGUGUUGGUCCAAAAUGUGGUAAAGGCUAUACCUACUGUGGCUAUAUGCUCACUGAAAACGGUCAUAAUUUCGCACCUAAUGAUAUCAGCAAGGCUUAUUGCAAUGGCCUCUCGGAGCUCUGCACAAAUAGCAAGCCUAAGACGAAUGUUUCCGAAGCUGUCUUUGUCUGCAUGAACGAGCAGCCGUCUAGCGUUGAGCUCUUGUGCGCCUGUAGUAGCAAGUGCCGCAACGACGCUGACACUAACUUCAUCGCCCAUUGCGACAAGCCUUGCAUCAACGCAUGAGCACGGGAUAGGAUUCAAGCAUACGGAAAGGGGGUGAAAUGGGAGUUUGUUAAAACAUCCACUUGACGACGGGAUGGCCGCUGUGUGGUUAGUAGUAUGCAACGUCACUCGUUAGUUACAUGUAAUCCGAAUUCUACUCUGCUUAUUAGCCUAGGUAUUCUAUAGGCG
Molecule: messenger RNA, 753 nt
Organism: Daldinia vernicosa
Lineage: Eukaryota; Fungi; Ascomycota; Sordariomycetes; Xylariales; Hypoxylaceae
Exons: 2
Coding region: 1-585 (194 amino acids)
Source: RefSeq, a predicted model, not a curated record